Messenger RNA from Doryrhamphus excisus (bluestripe pipefish), 1557 nucleotides. It is a transcript of the gene atp6ap2, whose product is annotated as ATPase H+ transporting accessory protein 2. Gene Ontology annotation, cellular component: external side of plasma membrane; membrane. Gene Ontology annotation, biological process: positive regulation of Wnt signaling pathway. The record is from RefSeq and is a predicted model, not a curated record. Lineage: Eukaryota; Metazoa; Chordata; Actinopteri; Syngnathiformes; Syngnathidae. Gene Ontology annotation, molecular function: signaling receptor activity.
AUGAUGCUGUUGCAUCACGUGACCAGGCGUGACGUAUCAUGUCAGCUGAUCACUGCUAAGCUGCAAAGAGAAGGCAAAAAGAUGGCGCUGACUGGCGGUCCGAGGUUGAAGGCUCUGUCCUCUGCACUGCUCUCCCUGCUUUUCCUCUCCACAGGAGUCCAUGGUGACAGCAUGACAGUGCUGCAGGCUCCUGAAUUUGUGUCCUUCCAGAAAGGAGAGUGGCCCGUCUCUGGGGAGAAGAUCCCAGACCUGGUGGCUCUCACCAUGGGCUUCUCUGUUCAAGAGGAACUGUCUUGGCCUGGUCUGCAAGCCGGUCCUUUGUUCCAGCGUCCCCGUGCUAAUGUUCUGGUGGUGGUCCGAGGCGCUGAUAGCCUCAACUUCCCUCAGAGUGUGGCCUCCUAUCCACUAGAGAAUCCAGUACCCUUCACGAUGGACAGCGUUGCCGAGACAGUGCACUCCCUGUUCGCUGAGGACACGCCUGUAGUGCUACAGCUCGCCCCAAGUGAAGAGAGGCUGUACAUGCUGGGCAAAGCCAACGCUGUGUUUGAGGACCUACCAGUGACUUUACAGCAGAUCCGAGGCCGUUUGUCCCAGGAGGGCUCUGUGCUGGCUUCCCUGCCCCUCAACUCCCUCAGUAGAAAUGCAGAGGCGGAUUUGCUCUUCCUGUCCGAGAUCCAAGUUCUGCGUGAUAUCACUGCUCUGCUGCAGAGACACAAGCAUUUGGCCAAGGACCACUCUCCAGACCUGUACUCCUUAGAGCUGUCUGGAUUAGAGGAGCUGAGCCGCACCUACGGACAGGACUCGCCACAGUACCGUGAUGCUAUCGCUAUUCUCGCCUCUGUCUUGCAAAAGUUUGGAGAGGAUGUAUACAGUCUUUAUGGCAACAGUGCUGUCGUGGAGGUGGUGACCGUGAAGAACUUUGAGGCUCCCUUGACCAGGAAGUCCCGCUCUAUUUUGGAGUCCAAACAGAUUAGCAACCCGGGCAGCCCUUACAACCUGGCCUACAAGUACAACUUCCACUAUGCCGUGAUCUUCAACAUUGUGCUGUGGCUAAUGAUCGCGCUGGCACUCGCCGUCAUCGCUGUCGCCUACAACCUGUGGAACAUGGACCCAGGCUAUGACAGUAUCAUCUACAGGAUGACCAACCAGAAGAUCAGGAUGGACUAAAAAAAAAAAGACACUUGACCUCCUGCACUCCUUUAGAUGCUCGUGUUUGUUUGGUGUGCCGUCAUGUUUUGUGAGUACCUUGAAGCUGUAUAAUACCGCAAUUGGUUUGUGCUGCUGUGAUCAUUGACAAUGUUUAAAUUGCAUUUCAUUCCUACCAAGUAGUUUGGAAUAAUGGUGAAUUUAUGGAAAGUCUGUUUUAAGUUAAGUAAAAUAUUUGUGUAUAUAUUGAAAUAUGACUAUGACAAACUGCUGUGCUCUUAUUGUGAAAAGAUUAUUGUGAAGAUAUGUGUUUAUUCCUGCAAAUAUUCACCCUGCAGUUGUUGGGUGAUUAUUAUUAAAAUACAUGACGUAAGAUUUAAAUGGCAAAACAAUAAAUUGUGAUGCUGGUCA